Molecule: messenger RNA, 2311 nt
Organism: Panicum virgatum (switchgrass)
Lineage: Eukaryota; Viridiplantae; Streptophyta; Magnoliopsida; Poales; Poaceae
Product: C-terminal binding protein AN-like
Exons: 7
Coding region: 72-2000 (642 amino acids)
Biological process (GO): microtubule cytoskeleton organization
Molecular function (GO): NAD binding
Source: RefSeq, a predicted model, not a curated record
GCAGUCAACUCUCUCCCGCUCGGCCUCUGCUGCUGCUGCUGCUGCAGCGCGCAGGCGAAGGGCCCAGAAAAAUGCUGCACGGCCCGGCCCACCCCGCGUCGCCGCCGGCCGCCGCCGCAGCCGCCGCCAUGGCCGCCGGCGGGCAGCCGCUGGUGGUGACGCUCAACUGCCUCGAGGACCCGUCCCUGGAGCAGGACGCCCUGUACGGCGCCGCGGCCGUGGAGCACGCGCCGCUCUUCGCGCUCGCCGCGGGCCGCGUCGAGGCCGCCGCCGCCGUCCUCCUCCCCUCGCUCGCCUUCCUCCCGCGCGCCGCGCAGCGCAGGCUCCGCCCCUGGCAGCUCCUGCUCUGCCUCGGCUCCUCGGACCGCGCCGCGGACGCCGCCGCCGCCGCCGAGCUCGGCCUCCGCCUCGUCCACGUCGACGCCAACCGCGCCGAGGAGGUCGCCGACACCGUCAUGGCGCUCUUCCUGGGGCUCCUCCGCCGCACGCACCUCCUCUCCAGCCACGCAUCCUCUUCGUCCCCGUCCGCCGGGUGGCUCGGUGCCGUCCAGCCGCUCUGCCGGGGCAUGCGCCGAUGCCGGGGGCUCGUGCUGGGCAUCGUCGGCGUCAGCGCCGCCGCGCGCUGCCUCGCCACGCGCAGCCUCGCCUUCCGCAUGAGCGUCCUCUACUUCGAUCCGCUAUACGAGGCUACUGGGAAAAUAAAACGUCCUUCUAUUGUAUUUCCUUCUGCGGCAAGAAGAAUGGAUACUCUCAAUGAUUUAUUGGCAGCAAGUGAUCUUGUUUCGCUUCAUUGUGCAUUGACAAAUGAUACAACACAUAUACUUAAUGCUGAGCGCCUGCAGCACAUAAAGCCUGGAGCUUUCAUUGUCAAUACUGGUAGCUGUCAGCUCAUAGAUGAUUGCGCCCUCAAACAACUCUUGAUUGAUAGCACCAUAGCUGGAUGUGCAUUAGAUGGUGCUGAAGGUCCACAGUGGAUGGAAGCAUGGGUGCGUGAGAUGCCAAAUGUGUUAAUUCUUCCUCGAAGUGCAGACUACAGUGAGGAAGUGUGGAUGGAGAUCAGAGAGAAAGCGAUUGCAAUAUUGCAGUCCUUUCUCUAUGAUGGUGUUGUUCCAAACAAUGUUAUUUCAGAUGAAGAUGAAGAGAUAAGUGAAGUGGGAUGUGAAGAUGAUCAAUUUGGCAAACAAGAAAAAGAUCAUGCUUUAAAGGCUUGUGAUGGUGAGCAGCAGGCAGCAGAAAGCCAAUUAACUACAGAAUACGACAAGAGAAGAGCCAUCUCGCAACCUGAAGAGCCUCAAGCUUCUGCACAAUCUCAUAGUAUUGGCUCCAGAUCUGAAGGGAGACGCAGCCGAUCUGGAAAGAAAGGGAAAAAGAGACCUGCUCGCCGCAGAUCACAACAGAAAAUGGAUGAAUUGUCAACUCUAGAGGGAGGAAGCAACUAUUCUUCACGCAGAGAUGAUGAUAACCAAGUGUUAAGUUCUAGUUCACGAUUUGCAUCACCUGAGGACUCAAAAAAUAAGCAGAAAUGUUCUGCUGAAUCUCCAAUGGAGAUAAUUUCUGAAAAUAAGUUGCCUGCAGGGCUUGGUAGAAAGCCUCCUGAAAAGCUAAAAGAAGGUUUUGUUAUUGCUCUAAAGGCAAGAGAUAAUUCGGGAUUUUAUGUUUCAAGAGAGAGAGUCGCUGGUGAUGGUUGGUAUCUUGAUGUGAUACCAAAUGCUACAAAGAGGGAUCCUGCUGCUCAAUUCCUAGUCACUUUCAGAAACAAGGACACUAUGGGAUUGCGAUCUUUUGUUGCUGGAGGAAAACUAUUGCAGGCUAAUAAUAAGAUGGAGUUCGUCUUCGCAAGUCAUUCUUUUGAUGUUUGCGAGAGCUGGAUGCUGGAAGGGUCCCUGUCGAAAUGCUGCAAACUGAUCAAUCGCAAAAAUUCUUCUGCUGUAUUGGAGGUCUAUUUUGAGAUCCUCGGAGCCCCGAGUGAAGAAGAUGGUGUGAUUAGGUGGCUUGAUUAAUAUAUCUGACUUUUUUAGAAAAAAAAAUAGGGCUAUGCUGCCAAAGCUAUUAUUGAUCCGAUGUUGUCGGCGGGUUAGGUCUGCUCCGUAUUUUUCUAUUGCCAAAUAUUCAGUUUUGGCUGUUGUUCUAGUAGACUUCUAGUGCUUCUGUGCCUGCACGGCUGCACCCAGCAUGUCACUGAAACUUUUUAGCAGUCUGCUUGUUGUAGGUCGCAUCUGUAUUUUAAUUCUUCAGUAUGCCCGUGCAAAAUUAAAUAAGACUACUUGCAAAGUGUGGAUUACUCAACUACUACAAUUCAUUGCCUUUGAUA